GACGAUAUUACGGUAUGAAGAUGUUACGAAGAUCUUUCGAAAAGCUCAAGGCGCAUUGGUUCGAGGUGAAACAAAUUCACAGAUUAAUAUAUAAAGCCGACGUCUUUUACAAGGGAAAAUUAACUAAGAAAACAUUCAGUGAAUGGCUCUCUUACACCGUGAGGGCGAAGAUGAUUAAGAAACAGAAAGAUAUCGUAAGAUGGAAUUACGACGAACGAUUAUUAAAAACUACAAUGUCUAGUUGGAAAACAAUAGCAAAGAAAAGGAAAAAUUUUAAGAUUAUACGACACAACGCAAUAGAAUUAUACUACUCGAUGUACACUUUGCUGUUAUUACUGAAACUAUCGGAUUAUUUUCACGAGCAAAUAAAGCAGAGUUUACUCGAAAUGAAAUCCAUUUUAAUUGGAAGAUCUAUUUUCAUGCGAAAAUACAUGAGAAGAUGGAGAUCGUAUGUAUUUCAACAGAAAAAUGAGAGAAGUCUCAGAUCCAAGGCAGAGAAUUAUUAUACAUACAAAGUGAGCGGAUUUUAUUUUGCACGUUGGCGGAAGUACGUUUGUUAUAAAUGUACAAAACGAGAAAUCGUUCAGAUUUGCAUAGACCUGUACGAAGACAAUUUAUUGAAAAUGGUGCUGCAAUUCUGGAAGAAUAAGACCACAUUACAAAUUAUUGAAAAGCAACGCAUGAUGGUAGCAGCUAAAUUUCACGAUGAUAUGCUCAAGCGUAAAUUGUUAAAAACAUGGAGACGUUAUGUACGUCACAAAUUACAAGGGAGAACCCUGAAGCACAAAGCAAACUUUUUUUACACAAUGAGAUUGAAACAAAAAAUUUUAGACGCUUUAUCGAACAACGUUACCUGUUGCAAAAAUACCAAAUUGGCGAUGCAAAAGUUGAAGCUGUUUUACAAAAGAUUGUUGAUUUUAAAUGUAUGGAAUAAAUGGACGAUCAUGAUCGAUGAAAAAAAUGAUUUCGAGUUAAGGGAUAAGAUUUUAAUGGCAAAGUCUUUCUACAAGCGGCAUAUUAUUGGAAAAUGUCUAGCGAAGUGGAUCGAAUAUAAGAUAUUUCAACAGAAAAUAAAGUCAUUGAAUGCAAAGGCUUUCGAUUUGUGUAGAACGUUUUACUGCAAGCAAUUCUUGAACACGUGGAAAAAGACCUACAAUAAAAAAAGACGAAUCAUCUUAUUGGAAGAAAAAGCUCUCCAAUUUUUUAAAGACUCCUUACUGCAGAAUGCUAUUUCACGAUGGAUAAGAUCUUAUAAUAACAGAAUAUCUAUGAAAGCAAAGUAUCUGAUGUCAAGUCUACAUUAUGAGAAGAAAAUAGUCGGCAAGUGUUUUACUGCCUGGAUUAAUUUUUGCAAUGAAAAUAUUCGGGUGCAAAAUUUAUUGAACGAAGCAAACGAGUAUUAUUUAGAAAUGCUGCAGCGGAAAACUUUUAAAAUGCUAUCAAUGAAUAUAGAGAGAAAAAAAGUAAAACGGGAGAAGAUAGAAACGGUCAACAACUUUUAUAAAAAGAAUCUUGUAAAUAGAGUAUUUGGAAACUGGCGGGAGCAUUGUCUUCGGGUGAAAGAAUUGAAUAAGAAAGUUGAGGAAUAUAAUCGAAGGGCACAAAACAAGUUGAAACUGAAAUUGAUUUUACAAUGGAAACUAUAUGUAAAUCAUAAAAAAUCUAGUUUCAGGAAAAGAUCGGUGUCUAGAUCUUACUAUCAAAAAAAGAUAUACUCGAAAACGUUUGAUCAUUUGAAACACUACGUAAAUUAUAGGAGAAGCAAAAAAAUUCGUUUGUCUUAUUUGGAAGAUAGAGUAGAAAAAAUUGAAUUCAUUGCUAAAACAAUAUAUUUUCAACACUGGAGAGUGGCUAGAUUGUUGCUUCUAAAAGAAAAGUGUAAACUGUUUCAUGCUCAUGAAUUCCACCAAUCUCAUUUAAAACGAAAAUACUUUUGUUUAUGGAAAAAGUUUCUGUUUAAUCAUAAAACAAAGCGUCAACACCAGACCAAUUUGAACAACAUUAUUAAUGUUUUCAUCUUGAAAAAGUGUUUAAAGAUUUGGUACAUCAGAUAUGGAACUCUGAUGAAAAAUCAUCUGAAUCAGAGGUGGGCUGAUAAAAUUUACGAAAUGAAAAUCAGUUACAAGUAUUUCAUCGUAUGGAAAUAUUAUACUGAAGUUCGUUUAACAGAGAAACAAGAGAUAUAUAACGCCAGAGAGUAUCACAAGAAAUUAAUUAUUAAAGAGGGUCUGCAACACUUGAUUAAAUUCUUUCUCAGUAGCACAGAAUUAAGAUAUGAAACACACUUAAAUAAUGUUGCGAUGAAUUCCGCUCACGAAUUUGAAUUGUUGAGAAAGUAUUUCAACAAGUGGAAUAAAACUGUUUUCUGUAAAUCUCAGACUAAAUCACAAGUAACUACCAGUCGAAACGAUCUUGAAAGUUACACACCUAUACUGCAAUCAAAACACAAUGAUAAUAUAUAUGCGUGUAACUUUAUUCCCCGUUUUGUGAUACCUGAUUUUAUGAAAGACGAGAUUAAAUUACGUUUCGGCAUUGGACAUUGUUCCGAUAAAAUUCCAGUUAUCGUCAGCAAGGUAGAAAUACCGAGAGAUCGUACCCCAAAGACUGAAUAUUUUGUCAAAGACGCAAAAUUAAAAACAAGGGUGUUAUCUUCUCGAUUGAAUGAUAAUAACCAAGGGUACAAACACUUGUCAGGUCAAUUGAUUCCGAAUCAGUUUGAAUUGAGAAGCAAAUCAAGAAAUGAUCAAAAAUUUUCGAUGGAUAAUCUAAUGAGAUUUCGCAAGUUGAGGUUGAAUGCUAGUGAAGUUUUAGCUAGAAAAAUAACGAGCUCUAACGAAAUUUCAUAUUCACUUUCCCCUGAUGGUUCAAAAUCAGAUUCAGAUUCAAUAAAAACGUAUCUAAUAGAAAAUCCUACAUAUUUUAGGAAUUUAGGUGACGAAAUCUCGUUUGCAAGUAAACCACAAGAUGAAGAUUGUAAUAAAGAGAACGAAUUCAAAUUGUUACCACCGUCAGCUUUUUAUGUUGCGAAGUGAACGUCUGAAUCAACGAAAAUAUUGUAAGCAUUUACCAGUGAUUUUUACAAUAGGUAGGGUAUUGACAAUUUUUAAACAUUCGC
This is a messenger RNA of Neodiprion fabricii, 3115 nucleotides long. RefSeq names its product protein SFI1 homolog. Bases 15 to 3032 code for a protein of 1005 amino acids. The record is from RefSeq and is a predicted model, not a curated record. The transcript has 5 exons. Lineage: Eukaryota; Metazoa; Arthropoda; Insecta; Hymenoptera; Diprionidae. Gene Ontology annotation, molecular function: phosphatase binding.